AGACAGCUUAUUUGAACUUGUUUUCCAGUGUUUCUCUGCGUUAUUUUUUAGAGCGUCCUUCAAAACUAGACUUUCCGAGACAGACUUGCCCCGAAGAGCUAAGAAGCAUCAGAAGAAGAGCGACCUCAAUCGACGGUUUCCUAUCAAUCCUGAUACCAUUCCGUUCCGUCUUUGUGUGACCUCGGCACCUACAUUAGUUCUGCAGUAAUCGUUCGAGAAACUUCAUAGAAUUAUGGAUUAGUUAUUACUUCGUCAGUAAACGCGAAAGAAUUAAUAAAAUGUCGGCAAGUGAUCCGGUUUGUCUCACAUUUGUGGCGGCGAUCGAGAGUGGCAACUUUGACGAAGUAAAUCGACUCUUGGCGCAAGACACAGUAACCACAUUUAAACAGACAGUAGGCGUUCUUGAAGUGACGGCUCUGCAAGUAGUUGCUUGGCAAGGAAACAUUGAUUUAUUGAAUCAGCUCAUUGAAAAAGGUGCUGACGUAAAUGGAUCCGACAAAAUCGGCAGAACUGCCCUUUACUAUGCAGCACAUUGCGGCCACGUCGAUGUCACCAAACGGCUCCUUGAAUGUGGAGCAAAAAUCAACACCCAAGUCGGAAUCUCUUUCUGUAGCAGAGAUAUGAACUUAAAAUCUACCUCAAUUGGACAAAAGUUACCGUUACCCAUGUGCUGGGGAAGAUCACCACUACAUCAAGCGGUAAAAAAUAAUCACGCUGACGUCGUGCGCAUUUUAGUCGAAAGUGGUGCACGCGUUGACGUUCGGGACGAACGUCUUACAACUCCGUUGCUUCUGGCGGGAAUCGCAGUGACUAAUCGCGAUGAUCCAAAUGAGGUGAGGAAAUUCUUGGAGAUCGUAACAAUAUUGAUAUCAGCAAAACAAUCGUAUAUCAACGAAAUUCAUCAAGUAACAGGUACUACGGUUUUGCACCAUGCAACGAUGAUAGGUAGUGUAGAAACGAUUAAACUACUGUUGACAAAAGGCGCACGAAUAAUUCGGUGCAACAAGUUCGGAAACACGCCGUUGCAUAUCGCAGCGAGAACAGGAAACAGUAGAGCACUGUUGGCUCUAUUGAACACAACACAAUCCUAUUACAUUGACAUGCGCGACGACAUGAAUUGCACACCUCUUCAUAUAGCUGCUUUUUAUGGUCACUCUGAGUGCGUACAAAUAUUGAUUAAUCACGGAGCUGAUUUAACCGCGGCGAUGGAAAAGGGUAUUACUGCGGCUAACGCCAUAUUCACUCAUAUUUCACGGCCUGUAGAAUGUUUAACGUACAUUUUGGAUUCCUCAGUAAAAAUGACCGACAAUUCUUCGGAAAAAUAUGAAGAUAUAAAAACUGGGAUUGAAGUCGACUUCAAAAUAUUGACUCCGGCAUUUCAAAAACAUCAAAUGGCAGUAGUCAUGGCUAUCAUAAACGCAGCGUUGGGCAUAUCACAAUUGGCAAUAUUGCAGCAUCCUCUUGUAGAGAUGUUUCUUAGAUUAAAAUGGGCAAGAUUAAAGAUAUUUUUCAUUUUUCUGUUGCUCGUACAUUUGUCCUUUGUCGUUUGUCUCUCAAUCUUUGCUCUGAUGUUUAUAAACAAUAACACUGUUGAUAUUUUGCCAAUUCCGAGGAUUCUGUAUGUGUUUUCCUGUUUUCCUUUGGCUCACAGUUUGGCACAAUUUUUAUUAGAACCCAAGCAUUUUGCAAAACAAGUAGAAACGUGGCUGUCAAUCCUAUGCGCAAUUGUAUCACUCGCACCGGCGAUAGGUAGCGAAUUCGCAAACUGCGAUAAAGAAGAAAUUGAAAAACUACAUUGCGCACAGUGGAUAUUGCACUGUCUUUCUAUCGCAAUUUUGCUUAGUUGGAUGCAAACGUUGCUACUAAUAGGUCGAUUUCCUAUGUGGGGAUACUAUGCGCUAAUGUUUUCUACAGUAUUAAAAAACGUUUUAAAGGUUAUUUUGAUUUUUGGAUUUUUGAUCAUUGGAUUCGCUCUGAGUUUUAUGAUCGUGUUUCACAGAAAAGACCAGUUCGGUAGUUUUUACAAAGCAAUCGUGUCGACUGUAGUAAUGAUGACAGGCGAGUACGAGUACACGGAUCUGUUUAAUAAUAGUACAAGCACAGAUUCUACAGAUAAUGAAGAAGAUUUCCUACCGAUAACUGCUAGAAUUAUAUUCUUUAGUUUUAUCAUACUUACCAGUAUUAUUCUGAUCAACCUUAUGACCGGUCUAGCGGUCAACGACAUUCAAGCUCUCGAGAAAGAGGGCCACAUACGACAGUUAUUGAAACAAGCUGAGUUCAUUGCACAGUUGGAAAAACUGAUAUCACACAAAAUUUUUCAGAAUAAUUUGUUACGUUUUAGAUUAUUAAGAAAGUUGAGAUGCAAUAUUUCUACAAAGAUUACAUUGUCUCAUUGUUCAAAUUAUUUUUAUUUAGAUUAUUCUAAGAUACCUACCCAUUUACUGGAAGCUUUAUACUUGCUAGCCAUCAAGACAUCUCACAAUAAAUCAGAAGAAAGUUUGUCCGAUGACAAGAAGUUCGGUUCUUUGAUACCAGAAAUAAUAAAUAAUUUAGAAGAACAAAUACAAGAAUUGAAAACACGUUACUCUAACUCGAUUGCAACCAAACUCGAAAAUCCUUAUUCUGAUAUGUUUUCAGAAGAAAGUGUGCAACUAGACUGACUGACGCUGUAAAAUCUUAAUACAUUUUACAUAUUAUAUGUGCAAUUAUUCUGUACUAAAUGCUUAACAUUAGAUAUUAACAUUUCGGUGACACAUUGUUUUGCUGCUUAAUUUUUUAUUGCUUAGUUCUUUACUGCUAGGAACCACUGCUUUAGUGCAAUAUACAGAAUGUUUGAAAAAUUUUGACCACGUUGAAAUGUGAAAGUAGAUUGAAAUAAAUCUCUAUCGAAAAGAGAUGUACCAUUGUGCAUAAUUCGCAAUAGUUAUUGUGUGAUUAAUUAAUACAUAUGACCCAAUGAGCGCGUGAAAAGCGAUGGUACGUUUGUAAGUAUAUAUGAUUUUCAUUGAUAAAAAAAAACGCUUAUUUCAUGCAAUCUUCUAUCAAGAAGCGAACUAAAAAAGCGAGUGGUGUAUGACACAGUUUCUUGCAAUUAGCUGAUUUUCACAACUUAAAAUCAGUUAUAAUAGUAUUUAAGUAUAAUAUAUACAGGGUGCGGCGCCAAAAUCCGGACAAAUUAUAUAUGUUUUUCUAAAUA
Molecule: messenger RNA, 3196 nt
Organism: Pseudomyrmex gracilis
Lineage: Eukaryota; Metazoa; Arthropoda; Insecta; Hymenoptera; Formicidae
Product: transient receptor potential channel pyrexia-like
Exons: 10
Coding region: 279-2660 (793 amino acids)
Biological process (GO): transmembrane transport; monoatomic ion transport
Cellular component (GO): membrane
Molecular function (GO): monoatomic ion channel activity; protein binding
Source: RefSeq, a predicted model, not a curated record